UUCAUCCUGAUCUGUUCUGCUUCAGGAUGAGAAAGUUCCAGAGAGUCUCUGAGAAAGCUCCAGAGACUACUAUGACCUGGAUGACUGAGAAUCUACACAGACACAAAAGAUAGAUGUGCAGCUAAAAUUAUUCUCAUGAACAUGAUGAUGAACAAAAGAGUUUUUACAGAAUCAUGACAGCAUUCCACAUGUUUCUCUUUCAAAAGCUGAGCAAGAUGAUUGGCAAGAUUUGGGGCCGUGGCUAAAACGAGUGCAACAGUGUAAACAAUGGGAAGAAACUGACAUUUCAGGAGUAAAACACUGCAAUGGGGUGUUUGAGAAGCACCUAACAGCAGUAGUUUGUGUUAUGAGGACUGUGCAGUUGCUAACAAAAACUUGUCUUUAUGUCCAGCAGGUGGAACCAUGCCAGCUGACCCCAGGUUUUCUCCCUCCGGAGGCUCCACAUUGUUGCAAUAUGUUGAUGAUUUGCUGAUCUGUUCCCCUUCUAAGCAGGCCUGCGAGACAGAAACAAGAGAGUUGUUAAAAUACCUCGCUGAAAACGGUCACAAGGUGAGCCUCUCCAAAUUACAGUGGGCUUGGGAGAAGGUCACCUAUCUGGGACACGUGAUCUCAUCAGACGGUAAGUCCCUCUCUCCAAAAAGGAUUACAGCGAUUCAAUCCAUCCCAAAACCGCAAACAAAGAAACAAAUGAUGAGUUUUCUUGGCAUGACGUCAUAUUGCCGUCAGUGGAUCCUCAACUAUGCUGCGCGAGAGGCUCCACUGUCAGCAAUGAUACAUGGGAGGGGACUGACUGCACAUGACAGACUAGACUGGACUGAAGAUGCUGACAAAGCUUUCACUGACUUAAAACUGACACUCCAGACUGCUCCGACUUUAGGAUUACCAAAUCCUGAUAAACCAUUCACCCAGACAGUGGGUGAAAAGGGUGGAUACAUGACAUCUGUUUUAUUGCAGGAACAUGGAGGGCGAAAAAGACCAGUGGCAUAUUUCUCAUUCAAACUGGACUCAGCAGCAGCAGGCCUCCCCCUUUGUCUGCGAGCAGUAGCAGCAGCUGAAAAGGCACUUCUAGCUUCAUGUGACCUUGUGGGCCACUCUGAUUUAACCCUUUUGAUACCACAUUCUGUAUCACUGAUCCUCACAGAGCCAAAAACUACACAUUUAUCAGAUGCUCGUUGGUUAAGGUACCACACAGUAUUACUGGAGAUGCCAAAUGUAACAGUUAAAAGAUGCACUGUGCUAAACCCAGCUUCACUUCUCCCCACAGAAGCAGGUGGUGAACCUCAUGAUUGUAUAGCAGCUAUUUCUGAAAUCUGUUCUCCCAGGCCUGACCUACAGGAUGCACCGCUGACUAACUCUGAUCUGGUGGUCUUUGUGGAUGUUCGGCAUCACGCAACCCAGACACCGGUAAAAAUCAAGUAGGCUAUGCAGUGGUCACAGAACAUGACAUUCUAGCCUCUGGUUCAUUACCAUCUCACCUUUCAGCUCAAGCAGCAGAACUUGUAGCAUUGACAAAAAAGCAUGUGAAAUUGCUAAGGACCAAACAGUCACUGUUUACACUGAUUCCAGGUAUGCCUGUGGGGUAGUGCAUGAUUUUGGCACAUUGUGGAAACAACGGCAGUUCCUGACUGCUGCAGGGAAACCCAUUGCACAUCACAAACUAGUGGCUGCAUUGCUAGAUGCCUUAUUACUCCCAAAAACCAUAGCUGUUUGUAAAUGUGAUGCUCACACUAACUCAAAAGACUCUGUUUCUCUAGGCAACUCCAGAGCCGAUGCAGCAGCAAAGACAGCAGCUAAACAGGAGGUGAAACCAGAGCACAGCAUUAACAUCAAAACCACACUAACUCCAUCUCCUAACACAGAUUUACAGGCUAUCCAGAGCAUGGCUACCCCAGAGGAGAAACGGGUAUGGAAAACAGCAGGGGCUCACAUAAAAGAGGUUUGGUAUGGUCCUGAUAACAAACCAUGUCUCCCCAAACAUUUACUCCUAAAAAUUUUGUAAGUCUUGUAUGAUCUGUGCAACUAAUAACGUAGGCAGAGGCAUUCAAACUUCACCGGCAGCACAUCCACCUCCAGAUAGGCCUUUUGAACAUCUACAAAUGGACUUCAUAGAGCUCACACCAUGUGAAGGUAAAAAGUACAUGUUCUCAGAAUGGGUAGAAGUUUUUCCCUCUAGCAAACAAGAUGCACAGCUUUAAAACAGGUGAGCGACUACCUUGGAAUGGACAUCAGACAUCAUUGUGCCUAUCAUCCAGCUAGUGCCGGGGCAGUGGAAAGAGAGAAUGCUUCUAUAAAGAGCAAACUGAGCAGAUGUUGUGCAGAAACAGGACUCAGCUGGCUAAAAGCCUUACCUCUCGUGUUAAUGCACAUGAGGACAAGAAUAAGAGUCAAAUAUGGCCUCAGUCCUUUUGAAAUUUUGUUUGGACGUCCACCAAAUACGGGGAUAGGGCCCCCAGGGCAUCCUCUUCCAACCACAGAACACUGUGAGGAUGAAAUGUUACGCUACUGUAAAAAUCUCUCAUCUGCUCUGACCUCUCUCCAUAAGCAGGUUAAAGCAGCUCUUCCACAAGCAGCCCAAACUAACCUACACCCUCUCAGACCAGGAGGCUGGGUGCUGAUCAAAGAUUUCCGGAGGACCAGCUGGAAGCAAAAAUGCUGGCAGGGACCAUUCCAGGUAUUACUGACAACACAGACAGCAGUUAAGGUCGGAGGUCGUGCAACUUGGGUUCAUGCCAGUCAUUGCAAGAGGAUCCCAGAACCGCAGGAAUAACCCACUGGGUUAGAAAGAUUUUCCACACUGACGCUGAGGAAGACAACAGGGGUGUACGACGUGCUCUGCCCUUUCAACCUGCAGCUGCGUUGGAACCAAAGGUGAGAGCGAGGGGUGAAAAAGCACCCUCCUCAAACAAGAGCGUGCCAAGCUCCAACAAAGUGACGUGCAGAGUGAGACUCUGUGUCACCCACGAGGGAUCAGCGAUGGAACGCAGACACCUGCUGAAGCAAUUAGGAUGGUUUGGGACCAGAGGCUUGGUGUUUCCUUUGAUUGUGACAGCCAUUUGUGUGAUUUGCAUGGUUAUCUCUGCAUACAAUAAAUUUCCACAUGACUCCCCAAGCAUCACAGACACAGGGAAGACUCAUAUGAAUCACGUGAGGCGUUCACUUCCUGGGACCUUAAACCCCUUUUCUAGUCGUGACUUUAUCAAAAAUAGUUUGUGGCUGCAGUAUGCAAAUUUCACUGCUAUGUCACUGACAAAUUACUCAUGCACAUUCUGUAUGGCGGCUAGGCCGCUACUUAUGGUAAUACUGGUCCCUGACACCUCAGAAACCUGUGCAUCAGAUCCUCAUUAUCCUACUCAAAAUUAUAGUUGUAAGUUCCUUUGCGAUAUCUACUACACAAAUUCUGACACAUCAUCUAAGAUUCCAGAAUUUUGUGAUCAUUUCUUUCCAUCAAGCGAUUUUACUAGGCCUCCAACACACUUUGAGCCACCUCAGGAUGUCCUUAUUCCUUCAGAGCUAAAUGUAACACUGUGUCAUCUCUACCUACGGCACCACCGAUGUGGGUACAGUAAAAGCAAAUUGUAAAUACCUUUGGGAUGUUCGCAAACGUUACAAUAGUGUCAUAGAUUAUGUGCUAUUACAUCAGACUGACUACCUUACUACAGCAAAAAUCACAAGAGACUGUUGACUAUGAGCAAAAUGAUGUGUAAAUGUUAAAUUCUCUUCACAGGUAUGAUGAUUAUAGUGCUGAUGUUUCAUUCAACAGCUAAGGCUAUUUCACCUUCCAGUUUAUGAUGUGUUUACUUAAACCCCAGCACAAAGACCGAGUGUGUGAAGACGGGAAAAACAACUUGACUGUAGGCUGUGUCCAAGGCCAUGACGCACUUGUUAUCAUGCAGGUGCUACAUGGUGGGGGGAACCUGAACUCCCCAUGGCUAGUGGAACAAGAUUGUAUCAACACAAUAGUAUAAAGGAAUGGGUGUUAUUCUGCGCUUUGUUCAAUGCUGGUGCGAAGGCUGUUCGUGCUGUAUUGACCCCUUUGCAAAGGUUAUAUUCUUACUUUCAAUAAAUCAUCAGAAAAUCAGUUUGGUUUCAGAGCUCAACUUAUUUUUUCCACCACACAUGACAGAAAUGAAUAUACUGAUUUAUGAAAGAAAUAAAGUGUAGAGCAAAAUAAGUAAAGAAUCUUUUAUGUAACAACAUGAGACUUGCUUAAAGUGUCUCCAUGGUGACCUGCUGUGUCAUAGCACUUCUACAAUUCUACUUCAAAGAUCAAAAUUGUUUCAGUUGUGCGAGAGAAACCAGCGAGUUCGGAGUAUUUUGGCGUCCAGCUUUCAUUUCACAAACUUUUGACAGUGUUUUUGAGCGUUUUUGUUCCCUGUUGAGCUUUUCAACAGCGACAUUAGAUGGAGCGAAGUAGAGGAAUCUACAAACCCAUCAGGGUGUUGUUUGACACGCCCAUAUAUGAGACAGCUGUGAACACCUGCUGGAACCUCAAAGGCUACAAGACUCAGAUUGCCAUCAUGACAGAGUUCCUCAGACUUCAGCAGGAAAAUCAGGUUCCAGCUCACAUCACUGUGGAGGAUAUGAGCAACCUGUUGGUGCAGGAGAGCAACAAGACACUCAGAGAGCAGCUCUGGGAGUUUAAACUGGAGGAUCUGGAGGAAACCGAGGCCAAACCUCUUCUCAAACUGGUGUCGGCAGUAAAUAUCAAUAAUAAAAUGAGGGACGCUGAGUUCCAGGCCCGGAUGCUCCUCAGAUUUCCAGAGGCCAAACCUCCUGAAUUUCAAGCACCUAAACUCCUCAGCAUGGUCAAAGACUACGUUGAGCUCCUCAAAGAGAAGCAGCAGAACACAGAGAUCUCCAGACUGCACACCACAGAGGAAGUGGUGAUAGAGGUAGUUCCUCGAGUCCUGCAGGGCUUCUGGCAGCUACCUCCACUACCGCUCUUAAACAUGGCGUCCCAGAGUCUGAGCGUACUGUGCACUAGUGUCACAAAGGCCACUCUGGAUAAGGUCUGCAAGACUCUGACAGCACCAGAAGGCCACGCCAACUUCUCCCGCUCUAUCAGAGAUACCAUGGUCCACACAAUCCUGAAGGAAAUAAGAGAGCAACACCCACCUGACAUUCUGCUCAACAGCAUUUCGAAUUUUGCACCAGCGCUGCUCACUUCAAUUGCUGGUGUAUCAAAGAAACACAUUUGUGAGCUUUUUCAGCCCCAGAUCCCCAGCAAGCUAGACGGUCACACAGCUGCUUCUCAAAGCCCAUCGAGAAUUCAAGAGGGCGUAAAUAUUACUGUAGCUGUGGUAUCCCCUGCUAAAGCUCCAUGUUUGUUAGAGGUGAAGCCCAGCGAGGAACCUCCUGCUAAAGCUCCAUCCUUGUUAGAGGUGAAGCCCAGUGAGGAACCUCCUGCUAAAGCUCCAUGUUUGUUAGAGGUGAAGCCCAGUGAGGAACCUCCUGCUAAAGCUCCAUGUUUGUUAGAGGUGAAGCCCAGUGAGGAACCUCCUGCUAAAGCUCCAUCCUUGUUAGAGGUGAAGCCCAGUGAGGAACCAACUAAUGCUCACCUGUCGGUGUCUGAAGAAUUUGUGCCAGUCACAGUGAACUGUGAAGAAAUUAAAGCCAAGAAGAAAAAAAUGGGGUUUUUCCAGAAACUCUGUAGGACUCUUUGCUGUUGUGUCAGUCCCAGCACAACUGAUUGACUGUCUUUAUUAUUCCUUUCACCCACUUUUUUUCUCUGUCUGUCUGUCUGUCUGUCUAUCUAUCUAUCUAUCAAAUCACAAGUUUUCAAUAAAUAUUACCAUAUCUUCACAUCUGUUACAUUGUAAAUUCUUUGUUAGUGUCUAGAAUGAAAUUGUGUUCAUAGCAGGACAUCAGUGUAUUCCUCAGGACUUAAGAACAUGAGGAAAAGCAGUAUUUACUCUCUGCACAGCUGAUAAGAACCAUAAACGUCUUCCAGCAUUUCCUGAUGUGUGUUUUACAGUUAAGUAGAAGUUUGCACGAUGUUUGUCACUGUCUCAGUCCAACACAAUAAAAUGUUCAGCUCAGAAAGCGUAACCACUUGGAUAGUUGCAGAUAUUUGAAAAUAUGCACAACUGUGUGUACUGGGAAAGAAGCACAAGUUCCAAAAAACUGGAUUUUCAGAUAAAUGUCAAUUUUUCUGUCCAUAGCCUUUACAGAAAGUUACAUUUGAAUAAAGAGCAGCGAAAGGAAGAGCCGUGAGCCUCUGCGUCUGUGCGCACUGCCAACAACACUUUAAAGUUACAAUUUGCUGCCAUGUUAACA
This is a messenger RNA of Archocentrus centrarchus (flier cichlid), 6276 nucleotides long. RefSeq lists its product as uncharacterized. The transcript has 7 exons. The record is from RefSeq and is a predicted model, not a curated record. Lineage: Eukaryota; Metazoa; Chordata; Actinopteri; Cichliformes; Cichlidae. Bases 4401 to 5693 code for a protein of 430 amino acids.